CUUCCCGGUUUCUUGCGGGCGGGAGGCUGCGGAUCGUGGCCGCGCUGCCCGCAGACAGGCCGAGCAGCCGAGGGUGAGGCGCGAGGAGGGGGAUCCGCGCGUGGUGUGCUUCUGUCCGCAGGUCCCCAAGUCCCAAAUGGGCGGGGAGCGGUCCGUGGAGCAGCCGGGAGGGUGCAGAGCUGCAGUCCGCGCCUCUGAGCCGAGCGCCAGACGGCGGACGGGAACCGCGAGGUGACAGACGCGCGAGGUGACAGACGCGCGAGGUAAUUUAUUUGGCACAGAACUCUUCUUUGAAGAACUUUCUAUUUUAUUGAAAGAUGGCAGAUGCAGUUUUGAUUGAUCUCUUUGAUUUGAAAUUGAACUGUCAGAAAAACUGCUAUCAGACACUAUUGAAGACAUUGAAUGCCAUCCAAUACCACCAUGCUGCCAAGCCCAAGUUCCUUUGCAUAAUGGGUUACAGUAACAUCAGCUGUGAAAGGGAUGGUGAACAUGAUAAUUGUGAACUGGAAACAAGCAAUGGAUUAUUACCUCUCUUGAGAGAAUUUGAGACUGUUAGUAAUCCCAGCAUGGCUGCCUCUUUGUAUACCAUUAAACAAAAAAUAGAUGAAAAAAAUCUGAGCAGCAUUAAGGUAAUUGUACCUGCACACAGGAAAACCUUAAUGAAGGCUUUUAUUGAUCAACUCUUCACUGAGGUUUACAAUUUUGAGUUUGAAGAUUUACAGGUGACUUUGAGGGAUGGCCUUUUGAAACAGUCCACUGAGAUAAACACAAUCACAACUCAUAAACUAGAAGAAAUCCAGAGAGAAAUAGAAACAUAUUUGAGAAGUCUGCCAACACUGAAAGGAGAAUUAAGUAUUAUCACAUCUCCUUUGAUCCCAGGUAUUUUCACACAUGGAUUUACUACAAGAACAGGUGGGAUAUCUUAUAUACCAACUCUUAGCUCAUUCAAUCUCUUCAGUAGUUCCAAAAGAAGAGAUCCCAAGGUAGUUGUUCAAGAAAAUCUACGUAGGUUGGCAAAUACUGCUGGAUUUAACGUGGAGAAAUUUUAUCGAAUAAAGACUGAUCAUGCCAAUGAAGUCUGGAUUAUGGGAAAGAAGGAGCCAGAAUCUUAUGAUGGAAUAACCACAAACGAGAGAGGAGUCACAGUAGCAGCUCUUGGUGCUGACUGCAUACCUCUAGUUUUUGCAGAUCCUGUCAAAAAAGCAUGUGGAGUUGCUCACUCUGGCUGGAAAGGUACUUUAUUAGGUGUCGCUAUGGCUACUGUGAAUGCUAUGAUAGCAGAAUAUGGCUCUAGCUUGGAAGACAUUAUUGUUGUACUGGGACCUUCAGUAGGACCUUGCUGUUUUACUCUUCCCAGGGAAUCAGCAAACGCAUUUUAUAAUCUUCAUCCUGCCUGCGUACGACUUUUUAACUCACCAAAUCCCUAUAUUGACAUCCGUAAAGCCACCAGGAUUCUUCUAGAACAAGGAGGAAUUCUUCCACAUAAUAUUCAAGACCUGAACCAGGAUCUCAACCUCUGUACAUCUUGUCAUCCUGACAAGUUUUUCUCCCAUGUCCGAGAUGGCCUUAAUUUUGGUACACAGAUUGGCUUCAUAUCAAUUAGAGAAUGAGGUACUGGGUUUUCCCUCCUCUCUGCAGUCUCUCUUCUCUCUGAUCUCUUUCUGUGACUGGCUCCCUCCCUCCUCCUUUCCUGUCCUCUCUUCUUCCUCUUUCAGCCUUUUCCUCCCUUUAUUUAAAAAAUAAUGAACUAUACUUAAUUCUACUCCUUUAUUCCUAUAAAAAGAAUUAUUUCUACUUUUUCAUUGAGACCAUAGUAGUAGAAACAUACUCUAUUACAAAAAGGAGCCAUUCCUUUUCCUAGUUAAUGAAUAAUCAGGCAGCCUUAUGUUUAAAGUAUUAAAAUAAAGUGAUUUAGUCUUUAAAAAAUCCUGUAUGUAAGUUCUUUAUGUUUACUAUGUACUUGACAUCUGUACAUUUCUAUCAUAUCAUCUUUAUACCUUUUAAAAAAUGUUUUACAAUGACAUCUUUGCAUAAAGAUUCUAAAUUCUAGAAUAAAAAGAAAUCCACGGUUAUACAAAUCGGGUUAGUUUUUAGCUAGUUUUCCAACUUCUAUCUGUGGUAGAAUUGACCAGAUUUUUCUUUAAAGAGGCAGAUAGUAAAUAUUUUGUGCUUUGUGUGACAUUCAGUCUCUGUCUUAACUACUCAUCUCUGCCACUGUGGAGCAAAAGCAGACACUGACGACAGAAGUGAGUGUGU
Sciurus carolinensis (gray squirrel) is the source of this 2256-nucleotide messenger RNA. It is a transcript of the gene Lacc1, whose product is annotated as laccase domain containing 1. Gene Ontology annotation, molecular function: copper ion binding. Bases 318 to 1610 code for a protein of 430 amino acids. Lineage: Eukaryota; Metazoa; Chordata; Mammalia; Rodentia; Sciuridae. The record is from RefSeq and is a predicted model, not a curated record. The transcript is spliced from 6 exons.